CGAAGGCUGAGGUUUUGUUGAGGGAUCGUGCAAUGUAAUUAAGAAACUAGAACUACAGUUAGCCCUUUUUCAUCGUGAAAACACGAGCAGAGUGGUUGAUCAGUUGAAAGUAAGUAAAGUAGAGCAUGAUUUUCCGAUUUUUGCGCUGUCGCCAACUACAUCGUAUGUAGUUCUUCUCAACACCCGCCGAGAAGAAAAACAAGAUGUUAGCCCGCAGCUCUUCUUCCGCGGUCGCACGGCGGUCGAUAUCGCGUUCCGCCGCGCGGCGAGCCCAGGUGCGCCGUGUUGAAGAUCAUGCGCAACAUGUAGUUGCAGCACCGUCGGUGCUUUAUUUCGGGCCUGGACGAAUUUCCGCUUAUGGCUACGGGUCAACAUCGUCCACAGCGCUGUCCUUGCCCGGUCACGACAGGCACACGACCACUACUUCUACACAUGGUCCGACGUCGCAGGUACGACCCUCAUCAAGGGGCUUCGCAACCUCGAGUCCACCGGGGACGAAAGACCACGAUGAAACGCGACCGAGUACUAAAACGACAACCUCCUCCAGCACCGAGGCUGGAGAUGAGCAAGCAGUGACCACGUCGAGCAGUGUGAGUUCUAAUGGUAGUGCGAGUAGUACCUCCUCUUCAAGUUCAAGUUCCAAAGACGAGAAAAUUCUGGAGAAGGCGAUUCUGGUAGACGCUGAGAAGGAGGUGCUGACUUCUGUGGAAACGAGUUUUCACGGAGCUGCGGUAACAAGCGGAUCUGGUUCCACUGCAAGUUCUUCACGAAAGAACGGGUCUUCGUCCUCUGGAGGUGGAUCUUCGUCUUCCAGCUCCAAACAGAAUAAAAAUGCAUCUACUUCACACUCGACAGUGGAACACACCCUCAACCAACUCCCUGAGGAGGAAAUUUCCGGGCACCUCUGGUUUUCUAACAUCUACCCCAAUCAGCGCCAUUUCCUUGAUUUUCGCUGGUUUUUCACGACGCAGAACCACCGAACGCUCAUCCCGCAGCUGCUUCCCCCCAGCAGCAUCAAGAUUGCGCGGUACUUGCCGCGGAAACGGGAGGGGGGCGUGUUUGUGGACUUCAUCGCGCACCCGAGGUUCCAGAGGUCGAUCUUGUCGAAGAUGGGCAAGUCGAUAAAACUGCGAAAAGAGGAGAAAACGAACGCCGAAAUCCAUUCGUUUGUGUCCAUGGGUGUGCAGAAAUUUUUGAAAAAAAACGACUACAAAGCGCCCCUGACCAACUACUACGUGCGGGCGCACGAGGUUUUAGGAAAACCCUUCAUCGACGAGUUUAUCGGGCGGUAUCCAAGUAACGUGCUCAAAGUCAAAUUGGGCGAGGAAGUGAAUAUUGCAGCAGCUGGUCCCGUUGGAAGUUCUACUUCAGGUGCAACCACUUCUACGGUCACUCCGACCAGUUCGUCAGCAAGUGGUUCUACUGGCGACCAAACUACAACUGGCCAUUUACUAGAAGAAGUAGCUGUGCCACCAGCCGCGGGAACAAGUGCAAAGAGCUCGAGCAAAAUGAAGAUGAAGACCAAACAGGCAAAGAUGGCGAGCCUGAAGCAGAACAAAACCACGAAAAUGAUGUCAAAGCAGGAUCCUGUGGUGGAGAAUCAAGACCACAAGCUCGUGGACAUCGCAUCGCCUGGGUUAAAUUUGGUGAUCCGGGGGGAGAAAAGCUCUACAGGAGCAGGGGAAAACAAAAGCGACGCCAAGGAGAAAAUGCAGCAGAAGUAUCAAAAGGCGUUGGAAAACGCGACCUUUUUCAAGGAAGAGAACCUGCAUGCGGUGAUGCGCUCCUUUGGACAGUUGGUUGACAUGAAGUACGACAGUGCCAGCCAGGAGUGGCGCGUGCAGUUCCUCCGCGCACACUCGGCCGUUGCCGCCCGGAACUGCCUGCAUCGGGCGCCCUUGCACAAAAUCUACUCCAGCAUCGUCUAUCGGGAAUUACGGGAGCUGUACGAUGCGCGAAGUACGACCCCGCUGGAGGGCGGGAAUGCCGCGGACGGGCAUGGUGCGCUGGAUGUUGCUGGAGGGACGAUUUAUUUUGGGGAGGAGGUAUUACGGACUAAGGAUUGAUGUGAAACAGAAACUCACAGGAGAUUUGUACGUCGAUACAUUUUGUCUUCUUGCAUGAGGUUUUCAAAUAAGCAGCAAGAUGACCUGACGAUGGUGCAUCGGAGUCAGUGUAGUCUUCAUGUUGCGAGCAUCACCAACUUCAAAUCAAGGAUGAUAAAAGCGAUCUAAAAAAACAGGACGACGCCCCGGCCCGCGUGCCCGGGAUGCAAAGAAUUCGGCACUACGGACAAAAAUUCGCGGAGCGGCUGACGAGCAUGUAUGUGCACGGGAGGUUUGGAAGGAAUACUGAAAGUACAACUCGAGUCAUCGGUGCGGGAAGUAGUACGACUGGCGAUCAGCAACUCGGUUCAUCUUCUGAGCAUGCACACAGCAACUACACGCUUACCUCCUCCUCGACAAGCAGCAGCACCACCAGCGCAAAAAUCCCCUCCACAGUGUCCCUCCCGUUGCCAAAAACUCUGCCGGACGAAGUGAUCGCCAAAACACAGUCCACGGUUUUCGAAAUCAAGUACGAGCAGAGCCAAGCGCUCCGAACACUCCGCGAGCAGCUGGUGCAGAAUUGGCGGAUGGCGAUUUUGGCCCUCCUGGGGUUAGUAGGUUUCAGCACGACGUUAUCCAGGAAAAAAACUGUGUAAGUGUAACUUUCUGUGGCUAACAGCAUCACAAAUUUGCUCUACAUGACAGGGAAAACCUGUCAUGCGUGGCUUGUAAGGGAAAACACAUAUGAAGAGAGGACUUCAUGGCUGUCUGGCAUGACAAGUGUAACUGUUUUGCAUUUUCUGCAUCACAGAUUUACACUUACACAUUUUUUUUCUUGCAUAGACGUUUCUCUUUGACCCCUUGCGAUUGUUUUUCGUGAAGCGGAAAAUCGAGGCGGCCUACGAUCUAUCAACUGCAAAUAUGUCUGGGUCUGGAAGAAUGCCAGACUUGUCAUGCAGGUUUUCCAUGACCCAUGAGGUCUGGUAUGUAGGACAUAGCAUGACAGAUCCUGUGAGAGUUCUAUCAUGCCAAUCCUGCAUGAGACACCGCCUCUCGGUUAGGUCAAAAGUGGACAUCAGCUUUUGGUAGUCAUGCAACGCAAAUUUUUACGUGAGUCAGAUUUAGCAUGACAAGUUGCUUUGUUCCAGCCCCAGACACUUUUGCAUUUGAUACGAUCGGAACUCCUACGCGUAUGGGUACGGAAAGAGCGGCGAGACGGGUGGGUUGCUGUGGUUCCUGCCGACGCGGCUGUUGGGGAUGGGAGAUUGGCUUGGUAUGAUAGAAGAAGCUUUUGCAUUUUUUUUUCUUUUCAUCUGAUUCGGGGUCUGUUGCUGCUGCUGGUAUUGUUCUUUUCUUGUGCCUGGAAGAUGAUGAAAACACAUUCUGUAUACUUGAACAGAAGCAAUACAAAAAACCAGGCCUCGGCGCCCUGUACCGCGCUUUGCGGAUGUCGACGAGUAGUGCGUCGCGCACGGGACGCGGGCGCAUGAAUUUGGAAGAGCAGUUUUCGCAGGCGCGGAAGGAAGAUUUGGAAAAAAUCAAGCACUGGCUGCGCACCGACCCCCCGGAGCGCGUGAUGCUUCUCACCGGGCCGCGGGGCGAUGGCAAGCUCGAGGUGAUUCAGGAAAUUUUCCGCGACAACUAUAUCACGAAGAGUAGUGGUACUGGUACGACGGUGGGGCAAGAACAUCAAGUGGGAAGUAGAACUACAAUCGGGGCAACAUUAUCUGCACCACGCGAGGUGGACCAUCAGCCAGUGACACACAGCUCCACGACGGCGUUGCAACCGGUCGUCGAGUAUGAAUUGCAAAACGUCUGGGUCGGGAAGGUUGGAACUUGUGAUGCUAACUCUGGACUCUAAAAAAAUCUGUAUUGCAUGACCAGCAAGAGGACUCUAGUUUGUGCUACGCGGGGAUGGCAUUUGUCAUGCGGAUUAGGUAUCAGGAAGGGUUCUGAAAAUCUGUGAUGGUAGGGCAUACAUCACAAACAAUCCUGGGUCAUGCAGAACAUGCAUGACAAGUCUCAGAAUCUUCCAGACCCAGACAUUUUUGCAUUUGAUAUCGAGCUGGAUUUUUCCCCGUUACUAGCCCGGAACAAGGAUGAAAGGUUCCUCCUAAACGCGCUGUGUCGCAUGUUCAACUACUACCCGGCGAUGCUGAUUUGGGACCAGUCCGCGGCCCUGCUCGACACCGUCGUGCCCGGCGCGAGUCGGAUCGCCGGCGGGUCGGGCGGGGGAAUGAACGAACAGGUGAACACGCAACUCUCGCGGAUCUUGUCUUUCACGACCGUCGCACUGGCACAGCAUAAGGAGGAACGGCGGAAACGGGAGGAGAAGGGCUUGACGGGUUUGAGUGGAGGUGGUACAACAGCUAGAACAUCUGCUGGUGAUAUUGAUCAAGCAAAAUCUUCGUCGAACAGCGGUGAUGCCGUUCCCGCCUCCCUGACGCAGAACACGAAGGAAAAGUACCCGCUCUUCGUGAUCGAGGGCUUCACGCAGGAGAAUUUGGACUCCAUACCGAAUCUCCUGGAACUUCUCAUCAAGUGGGCCGCGCUCGUUUCCGAGCGAAAAUUAGCCAAAGUCGUUUUUCUCAUCGACGGGUCCUGGGGCCACUCGUUUUUCCAGAAGGUCUUGAAGCACCGCCCGGACUUGCUGGAAGAGAAAGUCUGGGGCGACGUGCCGAUGGAAAUGGUCCGGGAGUGGCUCGGGGAGAGGUUUUUGGUCGAUCUAGCGGAGUUGGAAGGACUGAAAACAGCAAAUAAUGCUGACGAAGUUGAUCAUAAAACUAGCGACGCACUGGUGUCCUGGGCGACGAAGAGAAGUACUACUACAACUAGCGCUGCUACCGGUGAUGUUGCAGCCGGCUCAACACCAACAUCUUCGGAAGUUCCAACGACCACUAGUACGACAGCCCAGGAGCUUAUACUCGGUGAGAAAAAUCGACUGAAGACGCAAGAAGUUUUCCCGCCAGCCGUGUCUACGGGUGAGGCAGCGACUGACUAUGGAGGAAUAAACCUUCUGGAAGUUGUAGCCGGUGGAUCGUCAACAACAUCCUCUUCCUCUAAAGUACAAACACUUGAUGUGGCUGGAGAAAAAUCAGGACAACAAGUCCUUUCCCCGCCGCCGUCCCUUCUCCACGUGUGUUCCCCGCAGGAGAAGGUGUUUAUGAUCAACCGCAUCUUGAAGACCCUCGGGGGCCGCUUGUCAGACUUGGAGAUUCUCCAGUCGAAAAUUGAGAACGACAACAUGAUAUGAAAUGCAAAUAUGUCCGGGUCUGGACGGUUAGAACUUGUCAUGCCAGAUCUUGAUCACUGAAAAAUCUGUGUUGCAUGAACUCCAAAUAAAGCUGCCCACUUCUUGGUAGGCAGAAGGCGGAUUUCUCAUGCGGCAUAGGCAUGAGGAAGGUCUUGCAAAACCUGUCAUGCUUCUGUGUGCAUUCCAGACCAUGCACGUGGUCCGCGAGAUGCAUGACAAACCUUGCACUCUUCCAGAGGACCCAGACAUAUUUGCAUUUGAUACAUGACGCCGUCGGAAGCUCUGGCGGAAAUGAUCGAGACCACGACCACAACGGUCCGCUCUCUCCUGGUCCGCGACGAGAAAGAGGCGCUGUCCGUAUCCUGAGCAAAAACGUCUCCACCCCAGAGUUGUCAUGCAGAUUUGCAAUGACAGGAACAUUUGCAAUGCGCAUCUACAUGAGAAGCAUUUCCAAUCGUGUUUUGGAAUUUGUAAUGCUGUAAACAGGAUGAGGAGAUGGGUUUGUGAUGCGACUGCCCUUGCUAACCUACACUACACUACAACGACGAACUUGUCAUGCAUGGCUUCCAAAACUCUUGGAUUUCUCUUGCAGAGUUCGCAACUUGACUAUGGGGUAGGGACGUUUUUACUCAGGAUAGUCCGCGAACCAGCUUUGGUCCCGGAACCAGUUGUGGAAAGCGAUUGAGAUCUUGGCGCUCGGGGAGGCGAAAGCGGAAAGAGCAACUGGUAGUGCUGUGAAAGGUGGACAAGCCGCGGCGCACAAAAAUACCUCCUACGUCACCUACGAUGCGUUUCUCGAUUACGUGCUACGUGGGGACGAGCGCAUCAUGCGGCACAUGCUCGCGUCGCAAUUGAUAACCACGAAAAUGGUCGAAGUCCUUGGGGAAGAAGAAGUAGACCACUCUGGAAGUGCAGCAGCAGCAGUAGGUCCACUGCGAGUUGAUCAUGAAGCGGGUUCCUUCUACUUCCGUCGCUUCGGGCAGCGAAAGAUGCAGCAAAUCGUGCUGCCCGGGUCGCCUUUAUUCGGCGAAGUUUACAAUCGGUUGUAUUUGGGGGAGGAGAGUACAAUUUCAAGUUCGAGUUCAAGCGAGGGGACCAAAAAAGACCCUUCCACCAGAACGUCCAGCAUCUCCACUUCCUGCCGCAACAUUUUUGGCCUCUCCGCUGUGAAGGAAGACAUCGGGAAAGUGGAAAAGGACCUGCAACACUACGAAGCCGAAUUAUCUUGAUUAAAAACGUCCCCACACCAGAGUCAAGAUGGGAAAUUUGCUAGACAAAUCAGCCAGCUUUGGUGGUUUCGCAUGACAACUUUGUCCUCGUAGUGUAGUCCUUUUUUGCUAGUUCAGCAGCAUCACAGAUAUAGCAUUAUCGCGCUGAUUCUAGCAUCACAAAUUUCAAAACACGAAUAGAGAAUGCCUCUCAUAGGGCUCCGCAUGAGAAACUUUUAUUUUUGGCAUGCAGAUUUGCAUUACAACUCUGGGGCGGGGACGUUUUUACAAACAAUAGGAAUUGCAGAAGGUUUACACGGCGGAAAAAGAUUUGCGGAAACUCGAGCGCGACGCGCACGCCGUGGUACACCACCACAUGCUGUUGGCGGAACGCGCAGGUGGCGGGACUUCAACAUCGAGUUUUGGGUCUUUUUUGAAUUCUUUCGUGACCAAUUUGGUCUUCUUUCCGGUGAACGUGAUUCUGUACCCCUUCAACAGGAGUGUCACCUUCGCAAACAUUGUGGACGACAUAUGGGGUUCUCAAAGAACGUUACAUUCUCAAGUGUUGCGUGAUUUGUCAUGCAAAAUGACCAUGAACCACCAGACGACCAAGCUGCUUCGCAUGACAAAUUCUCGGGCGGCUAAACAGCACUAGUAGAGUUAUCCGUGCCAACAAAUCUGUAAUGCAAGCCGCGCAACGCUCUCCCCCUCACCUGUGGUGCUAUUCUUGCAUUACAAAUUCAUGCAACAGUUGAGAAUGUAACCUUUGGGAACGCCAUACGACACGACCUUCGAGCGGCAGAAGGCGGUGAUUGAGGAGAAGAGGGAGGAGAUGGAGUUCAAGGUCUUCGAGUCGCUAUCAAAUGUAAAAAUGUCUGGGUCUGGAAGAAUUCACGUUUGUCAUGCUUGUCUGGCAUGACUUUUAAAUCUGUCAUGCACGUUACCCAAGAGCUCCGUUGUCCUGUGAUGCAGAAGUGCAGUUUGUCAUGCGGAAUAGGCAACACCUAGGAGCUCCGAAACUUGUCAUGCUGAGCCAGCAUUUGUAGCCUCAUCAUGAAACGCCACCCAGCAUCACAAGUUUCCAGACCCAGACAUUUUUGCAUUUGAUAGUCGCGAAAGCUGUAUUUGCUCGGGCGAAUCCACAAGGAGCAGGAGAAGCUGAAAUAUCCUGUGUAAAAACGUCCCCACCCCAUAGCCAAGUUGGUAAGUCUGCAACACAAAUCUCCAAGUUUUGGGAGUUUUGCGUGACAAGUUUCCAUCUGUAGCGUAGUGCAGGUUAGGAAGGGCAGCCGCAGGAUGAAAGCCAGCUUGUCAUCCUGUUUACAGCAUUACAAAGUCGAAAACACGAUUGGAAUUGUCUCUCAUGGGGAAGCGCAUCACAAAUGCCCCCGUCAUUGCGCAUUUGCAUGACAACUCUGGGGUGGGGGCGUUUUUUCUGAGGAUAUGAAAAUUCUGAUCGCGCGCAAGGACGAAUACUCGGCCGAGAACAAAAAACGGAAACGGGAAAUCGUGCCGUUUGCGGUGUGAUGUUGAACGACGGAAGGCGAUACAUAGAAGAGAUGCCGGGGGGUCGUGUGGAGAUGCACUUAAUCUUAAGUAAUGAUGUGCACACGCUGCAUAUUAUUUAAGUACAUGUACAGCAGAAGGGAAAGAACGUUUGAAUUCAUCGACGGUCGUGCUGUAGUACAGUGGUUCGAGGACACUUGUAGUACAGCCGUCCACGACCCGAUUUGUGAUCAUGUUGCUGAUAAACGCGAACGAAUAUGAGGAACUCUCGAGUGGUCCCAAGGACAAGACGGUCGAAAGACCGGAUCAAUA
Amoebophrya sp. A120 is the source of this 8324-nucleotide messenger RNA. NCBI's taxonomy places the organism in Eukaryota, Dinophyceae, Syndiniales, Amoebophryaceae. The record is from the annotation of a GenBank genome assembly.